Ipomoea triloba (trilobed morning glory) is the source of this 807-nucleotide messenger RNA. Its product is annotated as ethylene-response factor C3-like. The transcript has a single exon. The record is from RefSeq and is a predicted model, not a curated record. NCBI's taxonomy places the organism in Eukaryota, Viridiplantae, Streptophyta, Magnoliopsida, Solanales, Convolvulaceae. Gene Ontology annotation, biological process: ethylene-activated signaling pathway; regulation of DNA-templated transcription. The coding region runs from base 136 to 765 and encodes 209 amino acids. Gene Ontology annotation, molecular function: DNA binding; DNA-binding transcription factor activity.
UUCUAAUUCUACCCACAAAACUAUAAUGCAGAAGAUAUUUCUAUUUUCUACCCAGAAGUGAUCGAUCCAUGGUAAUCAUUCGUAGCAGCUAAAAUAUAUUUAUAUAGUGAUUCCUCGUGUUUUUUUUUUUUUUUAAUGUUUUUUGAGAACACAAAAAUUCAUAGAGGAAUGAAACAAGAACCAGAGACUUUUAAGCCCUUUUGUUCUGAUGAUGAUAAGGAGAAGCACUACAUAGGGGUUCGGAAGCGGCCAUGGGGGAAAUACGCGGCGGAGAUAAGGGACACGACGAGGAACGGAGCUAGGGUUUGGCUGGGAACGUUUAGCAGUGCGGAGGAGGCGGCUUUGGCUUACGAUCAAGCGGCGCUGUUGAUGCGUGGCCCCUCAUCUUGCCUCAAUUUUCCGGUUGAGAGAGUCCGCGCCUCAAUUCGAGAACUCAAGCUGUUCUGCGGCGGCGAAGGGCCGUCGUCUCCGGCGGAGGCGUUGAAGGAGAAGCACAAGAAGAGAUGUGGGAAAGGUAAAAGCAAAGGAUCGUCUGUAGUUAAUAAGCAAUCUUGUGGUGAAGGAAAUAAUAAUGUAGUGUUUGUGUUUGAAGACUUGGGAUCUGAUCUCUUAGAUCAGCUCUUAUCUCAGACUUCUGCUUCUUCUUCUUCUUCUUCACUCAGCUCUCACACAGAAACUUCCAAUUCCAUUCAAUUCUCUACCUUCUUUAAUCUUCCUUCUUCUCAUUAUUUCCCAGCUACUACGCCUCUCAGAUCAGAAGAAUGAACCUAAGAUUAAACUUCAAUUCAAUUCUUCAUGUUUAAUUUC